AUGCAACAAUUGCUUAAUCUAUCAUAUGAGGUUGUAUCAGUUAAGAAUCAUGAAUGGGGAUAUGUUGAGAAUGGCACAUGGUCUGGAGCAUUCGGUGAUCUAAUUGGAGGAGGGAUUGAUAUCAUAGCUGGAGGAGCUAUAAUGCAAUAUGAUCGAAGCUUAGUAUCUGAUUUGACGUAUCCUUUCCAUUAUGAUACAACAGCUAUGUUGUUGAAGAGACAAGAGAAAAAGCAUUAUGAGAAGUUCUUGAUCAUAACAGAACCGUUCCGAUGGGAGGUAUGGCUACUGACAGUACUAUGUAUCAUAGUGUCAGGCUUCAUCUUUGCUAUAAUCAAUCGAAUCAUUCGAGCAUGUUAUUCAGAAGUGAUGUAUUCAUUCUUUGAUUGCUUUUGGAUAUUCAUAUCAAUAGUUCUACAACAAGGUUUACGCGAUCAACCUAAGUCGAAUAGUUGUCGCAUAAUGAUUGGUUUUUGGUGGGCAGCUAGUCUGACUCUAAUGGCCACGUUCACUGGCAGUUUAGUUGCCAUAUUUGCUACCGAAAAUCGAAAUUUGCCAUUUCAUGAUGUUCGAACAUUAACCAAAGCAGUAAAACAGGGCAAGUUUAUAGUUGUUAUGGACUCUAAUUCUAUGAUACGACGUAAGAUGAUUCAGAGUUCCCAGAAUGAAGAUUUACGUCAAUUAUGGUAUGAGCUCGAUACAAAUAAAAAAGUUUUAUAUGUUAAUGGAACAUAUGAAGCGAUUGAGUUUGUGAGAUCAAGACCUGGUUAUGUAUUUUUGGGAUCACGCGAAUCAAUAAUGUUUUAUGCGUCAUUUGAUUGUAGUUUGCUUGUUGUGAGUGACGAUAUGCUACCCGUGUACUUAUCCAUCCCAAUGGCAUUGAACAGUCAAUAUUCGAUGAUCUUUUCUAACAGAAUUCGUGAAUUGGUGGAACGGGGUUUCAUAAACAAAUGGAUAAAGGAUUAUAGCUCUUUUGCUGCUUCUAAAGGUGCUCACUCUUGCAACUAUACGUCAUCUGUUCAACAAGCUUAUUUGGACUUGACACGAACUCAAGGAGCUUUCUGGAUUCUUGUAGGAGGCUUAGGUUUAAGUAUUAUAUUGCUUGUAAUUGAAUAUGCAUUUCACAUUUAUAUGAAGA
This is a messenger RNA of Auanema sp. JU1783, 1135 nucleotides long. The record is from the annotation of a GenBank genome assembly. NCBI's taxonomy places the organism in Eukaryota, Metazoa, Nematoda, Chromadorea, Rhabditida, Rhabditidae.